Daldinia loculata is the source of this 4884-nucleotide messenger RNA. RefSeq lists its product as uncharacterized. The record is from RefSeq and is a predicted model, not a curated record. Lineage: Eukaryota; Fungi; Ascomycota; Sordariomycetes; Xylariales; Hypoxylaceae. The transcript is spliced from 14 exons. The coding region runs from base 1 to 4884 and encodes 1627 amino acids. Gene Ontology annotation, biological process: establishment of mitochondrion localization; microtubule cytoskeleton organization; maintenance of protein location in cell cortex. Gene Ontology annotation, molecular function: tubulin binding; phospholipid binding. Gene Ontology annotation, cellular component: cell cortex; mitochondrion.
AUGGCUUCCUUUGGUAAUAGAGGCGGGGCUUCGUCGCCUUCGCCUGCCAUUGAUUCCCGACAUGAUCCUUUCGUAGUAGCGGCAUCACCUCCAAGUGCGAGUCGUCACCGAUUGUCCACUAACGACUCUCAACUUUUUUCGCUAAGUCCCAAUGCUUCGCCGACGCAGGCGAAGCGUGCAUUGGAGGCUCAUCUAGCCGAGACGGAUCGAAGAAUGGAAGAAGCUGGGAAACUAGGCACAGCUUUGCUGCAACAGCGUAAGGAGCUAAGUCAAAGAUUAAUGGAAGUUGAGAAGCAGCAGGCUGAAGGAGAACUUUCCGAUGAUCUGCGACAAAGACUGGCUGAGAUUGAAAAGGAUUAUAAUGAUGUCGCCAGGGAAAGCGCACGUGCAUUUUUACCAAAGCAGAGGAUCCCUAGUAAUGAAGCCGCUGCUGGAUCGCCAUUCGCGCCGGAAAGCAAAGGAGGCAGACGUUCUGUGAGCCCUUCCAAUGUUCCCAACCGAAAAUUUGCGGCGGAAAUCAGCACAUCUCUAAUUGCUCAGGAAGAAGAGUUGAAGGAGAUCAGAGGUUUCCAACAGCGAGAUGAGAACUGGAGUCUCGAGACUCAGGCCGAGGAUCGGUACAAAAAGUUGCAGCAGACCCUAACUGUUCUUCAAGCCGAGAAGAAUUCCACCCAAAAGGAAUUGGAUGAGGUCAAACUGAAUCACUCAAGACUUAGCGAGGAGUAUGCUGCGGCAGUCAAGCAUCACGACAUAGAACUUGGUUCUGCAAAACGAAAUAUAGUCAUCGCCGACACCGAACGAGUGGCCCUACGCAGGAAGAUAGAUGAAUUGACCGGACAGAAUCAAGAGCUCGCCAAAGCAGUGUCCGCUUCACAGAGAGCGAGAGUGAUCGAGCGCGAAUCAGUGCUUGGUAUGAACCAAGAAGAUUCCGAAUCCGCGCAGGACAAGACGACGCCGGAACACUCACCUCCUCCUUCGCCCGUGAAAGGAACACCGCGACACUCUUUGUUAGAGUCAGAAACGCUCAAGACAUCUUUAGGCCAUGCUCAUCGCACAAUUCAGGGACUAAGGAGCAAUGUGCAUAGGGAGAAGACUGAAAAACUUGAACUCAGGCGCAUGCUACAAGAAGCUCGCGAUGAACUGGAGAAAUUACGAAACGAGCCCCCGCCGCCACCUAAGCGCAUACGUAAAGCCGAGGUGAAAGAACAAAGAAAGCCGUUGCGACUACUGGGAGGUCUGCGUACUGUUCGAAGCGAGGUUUUUUCUGAAGACUCGAAUUGGGAGGAUCAGCCCGAUUCUACAAGCCCAGCUACUUCGACACUAGCUUCGCGAUCCAGUAAGUUUGAAUCCGUAGCGGAAGAGCCAUAUGAGGUGUUUGAAACGGCCAACGAGACAAGCGACGCUGCGUUCGAAACCGCGAAUGAGCCGGCGACUGAGACGGACGAUUUCCACACGGGUGCCGAAGAAUUUUCGAGCGACGAUGAUGCCGAGACUGAAACCGAAAGCCCUUCGAGGCGCCGUACGCCUAGAAAUAGCAUAUCUGGCUUCCAGGGUCGUCCACGGAGUGGGUCUAUGCAUAGUACAGCCUCAACCGAGGAUGAAGAUUUUCCCUUUGGCUACGAUGCGGGAGCGCCUGUCACCUUACCGCCCUUACAGGCCAAAUUCCCCCUCCGAGUUAGUCGCGGUGCUUACCGUCGUUCGAGACAGCCUAGUGAGGAGCCCGCUUUCCUCAGCAGUCCCCAAAGUAUUGCAAGCAGCAGUGUAGCAGGCACUCCUCAGCAACCUAUCAAAAAUCUGGCUGCUGAACUGGGCGAGUUCGACGGCAGUGACAAUGAAUCGUAUCUAUCUGCAACUCCUAGCAGGAGGUCCAUUAGGGGCCGGACCGUAUCGCCUCCACCACCGGUUCCUUCUCUGCCGAGGGCUAUCAUGGUGGAUUGUAGUACGAUGACAGAUGAGCUGCCAGACACGCAUACUCAUGCCGCCGAUUUAGCAGCUCUUCAAGCCGAACAUGAAAAGGCUCUCAAGGAAAUCAGCGAUGAAAAGGCAUUUGCGUACGCAACGGCUUUGGAUGAGCUGAAGAGCAAGCAUGAAGAGCAACUGAGCAAGAUGCAGCAUGAAGAACUCGAGGCUUUAAGGUCAAGUCAUGCGGAUGAGCUGGCGAAGACUCUUGCUGAUGCCCAGAGUACCUACGCUAAAGAGCUUGAGGCGCUAAAGUCUAAUCAUGCCAAGGAGAUUAACGAGGCUAUUGCUGAGACGAAUGCGGCUCACUCUCGAGAACUGGAAGCUCUCAAGUCCAGUCAUGUUGACGAGAUAAAACUCGAGUCUUCUAAGACCAAAGCUCUUGAAGAUCUUGCCGCUACUCAUUCGCAGCAGUUGGAGAACCUUCGCCAGGGUCACCUCGACCAAUUGGCAGCGUUGAAUUCUCAGCACGAGUCCGCUAAGGCCAAGCUCGAAGAAGAACUUGCUGGCGCACAUUCAGAGGAACUUGUCGAGCUUCGUCGAAACCUUGAAUCAUCUAAGGCUUCCGAAAUAGCCGCGCUAAGUGACAGUCACGCAAAGGCCUUAGACAUACUCAAGAUAGAGCAUGAAACAGCGGAGUCCCAAAAACUACAGGAGCUGACCGAUGUCCACUCUCAAAUGUUAGAAAAUGUCAAGACUGAGCGUGAUGCGACUGAGGCACGGAAGUUGCAAGAAUUGACAAACGCUCAUUUGCAUGAAUUGGAAAAUCUUCGUCAGACCAGUGAUCAUGCGAAGUCCGAAGCAUUGUCAGCCUUAGCGGCAACUCACGCAGAUGAGAUGGAAAGACUCAAGGAGGUUCAUGAACUCGAAGCUUUACGAAUUUCUCUCCAAACCACACCUCCUAGCCUGGGUUUCUCCACAAUCAACUCAACCGAAACCGAACCGGUUGAAAUAUCCGAACUCAGAAGCCCUAAACGCGACGCGUUUAUCAUUCCCCAUGAAGAUCGCUCGGCACAUACAUCAUCUGAUACUGGACUCGGACUGCUUGGGCGCAGAGAAGACGAUACUCGUCAGUCUCCAAGUGCCACACCUGCUCCCGAGACGCCAGAAUCAAAGAGACCGUUUAAAGAGUUAUCUGCCAACACAAACGUUCGUCCUUCGCAGAAGCCAGCAUUCCAUACUUCCAACCAAGGUUGUCAGACUACUCUGACUUCAGACGGGCUCGAUCAAUUACUGAAGCAGCAAGGCUACGUAUCUCCCGACUCGUUCACAAUCACCACUUCUCGAGGUGAGGUUAUCGUAACACCCUUCGAUGAAGCAGAGGCAAGGCAGAGAGUUGGUGAUUCUGGCGUUAUUUCCGCCACAGACCCAGUGGCCGCGCGGCAAAUAGACAGUCCAGCCAGUGCUCAAGCUUCUGCUUCACCUAGGUUACCUUUACCUCUUAAUCAUCGAGAAGCAAUCGAAGCCGCACGUACCCACUCAUCCAGCGGUGGUAAGGGGCCAAUGGGACCUCCAGCACUCCCUGCAUCCGCAUACAAUAAUUCAGGCUCGAGACCGGAAACACCAAGUAGCAGACGUCCAUUGUCCCCAAGCUCCAUUGUCAAAGGCACACCAACACCCAAAGCGGGCCGAAGUUCAACCCCAGGUUACGCAGAUGUCCACUCCGUGCCAAGGAUGCUCCUUCGCAGCAGGCAGUCAUCCGUGUCGUCCUUUGCAUCCGAGAUCGAUACAAGAUUCAAUAUCCGUGGUGAAAUGGGUAUGGAUCCUUCGGCUUUUGGUCCUAGUACCGAUCCUCGCAUGAUCCAAGCCAUCACACAGACCAUGAUCGGUGAGUAUCUUUGGAAGUACACGCGCAAGACUGGUCGCGGAGAAAUGUCCGAGAACAGACAUAGGCGAUAUUUCUGGGUACAUCCCUACACUAGGACAUUAUACUGGAGUGAUCGUGACCCGGCUACCGGCGGCCGAACCGAAUUAAAGGCAAAGAGUAUUCCAAUCGAGGCUGUACGCAUAGUCGGUGAUGACAACCCAAUGCCGCCCGGGCUUCACAGAAAGAGUCUAAUUAUCGUUUCUCCCGGCCGGACGGUAAAGUUCACAUGCACUACUGGUCAGCGACAUGAGACUUGGUUCAAUGCACUGUCGUACCUCCUACUUCGGACAGGUGAUGAAAGUCAGGCGGAUGCCGAAGACGUGGCCGGCCAAAUCACGCAAGAAGAUGUUGACGAGUUCAAUCCUUCAAUUAAUCGACGACCAGCUAACGGCAACCGCCCGCGACCUCCUCCAUCCUUGUCUUCAUACAAUUCAGGGGCUACACGUGCUGGUUCACCACGGGUGGAAGUGUCUAUGAGUAUCCCGACACUUACUCCCACACGUGAGAGAGAAGCCUCUCGAAGUGGGACUCUAGGAAGAUUGAGCGGGUAUUGGAAAUCUAGUUCGAUAAAUAGCACGUUUAGUAGCCUGAGAAGCAAAACCCAUAUCCCUCAAGAGGGCGCUAUAUAUGAAGCAAGCGAGGUCCCCGACAGCGCUGAGGAUCUAAGGCAAAUAAUCGAGGAACAGGACCGAGCGUCUGACAGGCUCGAGAAUGUCAGGGCUUGCUGUGAUGGUAAGUUUAACGAAGGAAACAUGAUGUUGGAACCUUGGCACACACCAAGCGUGGACGCAUCCAUACCUCGCAUUCACAAACCCAUUCACACACACACCCUGGGCCGUCAACGACACCGACACCUGGGAGUACCUCUUCGAUCACUCAAUAUAGCAUUUUGCACCGUCUCAUUCCGUUUUCCUCGCUACGAAGACCAGUCAUGGAUUUUCACGACGCUUACGACUUGCAUUUUCCUUUCCGCAUCCUCUAAUUCGCAUCCAUUCACAGAGCUCUAUGCCGCACCGACCCACCGUGGUCGGGGCUACGAUUGCAUUCCACUGCGUUAA